This is a messenger RNA of Musca domestica (house fly), 467 nucleotides long. RefSeq names its product homeobox protein ceh-9-like. The annotation marks the transcript as partial. Gene Ontology annotation, cellular component: nucleus. Gene Ontology annotation, biological process: regulation of transcription by RNA polymerase II; cell differentiation. The record is from RefSeq and is a predicted model, not a curated record. NCBI's taxonomy places the organism in Eukaryota, Metazoa, Arthropoda, Insecta, Diptera, Muscidae. The transcript has a single exon. Gene Ontology annotation, molecular function: DNA-binding transcription factor activity, RNA polymerase II-specific; RNA polymerase II cis-regulatory region sequence-specific DNA binding.
AUCCUCAUCAUGCGGCCGUAAAGAAUAGCAUGAAAAAGAAGAAACUCGCCGCGGCACAUGUUGCAUCCAGUGCAUCCAUCCUGCCACCCGAUGUCAGUCCGUCGGGCAGCAGUGAUAGUCUGAUGCGUGAACGAUUGGCCCCACCCGCAAUUAGCACUACACCGCCGGCUGUUAGCUGUAUGGAAACAACAGAGGAUGAUUCUGAUUCCGGGUCGACAGAUGCUCGGCGUAAAAAGAAGGCACGGACAACAUUUACAGGACGUCAAAUAUUCGAGCUGGAGAAACAGUUUGAAAUUAAAAAGUACCUUAGUUCAAGUGAACGAACCGAAAUGGCAAAGCUGUUGAAUGUCACCGAGACGCAGGUAAGUGGGAGGGAAUUAAUUUUAAGGCUUUUGGGGGGUGAAUGUGUGAAGGAUGGCGGUAGUCAUACGCAGAGGGGGUUUCAAGUGCGGGAAAAAUCUAUCUAA